This is a messenger RNA of Cucumis sativus (cucumber), 1580 nucleotides long. Its product is annotated as protein SAWADEE HOMEODOMAIN HOMOLOG 2. The record is from RefSeq and is a predicted model, not a curated record. NCBI's taxonomy places the organism in Eukaryota, Viridiplantae, Streptophyta, Magnoliopsida, Cucurbitales, Cucurbitaceae. The coding region runs from base 190 to 1242 and encodes 350 amino acids. Gene Ontology annotation, molecular function: DNA binding; chromatin binding. The transcript is spliced from 10 exons.
AGUCGAGGUUGUGGUUGGUGUAAGUGUAGGUACCUGCAUUUAGGUAAGGAUUGCAGAGAGGGAGAUUGUUGGGAUUUGCUGGAUAACGGUAAUUUGGAAGAGUGCCAUUUUCAAUCACGCUUUCCAUAUUUAUGUUUUGUUGGGUAUCUUUUGGCCUUUUUGCUGUUCAUUCGUAAGAAGGUCGCGGAGAUGGAAGCCAUAUUGCAAGGACACAACAAUACCAUGCCAGCUCGGGAAGUUCUUGUUGCACUUGCUGAUAAGUUCAGUGAAUCAGUAGAACGGAAAGGGAAGAUUGCUGUGCAAAUGAAGCAAGUUUGGAAUUGGUUCCAGAAUAGACGAUAUGCUAUCAGAGCAAAGACAUCCAAGGCUCCUGGAAAGUUAGCUGUCUCUCCAGUUGUCCAAAUUGAGUCAACCCCUGUGAGAAAUGUGCCUCAAACUGUAGUUGUUCCUGCUCCCGCACCAGUAGGCUCUGCAAAGGGUGCUCCAGAAAAUCCAUUGUCGGAAUUUGAAGCUAAAUCUGGGAGGGAUGGUGCAUGGUAUGACGUUGCUACCUUUUUAUCGCAUAGAUCUGUGGAAAGUGGUGACCCGGAAGUACUAGUAAGAUUUUCUGGUUUUGGAUCCGAGGAGGACGAGUGGGUUAAUAUACGAAGGAACAUUAGACCUCGUUCUCUACCUUGUGAAUCAUCAGAAUGUGUAGCGGUUCUUCCAGGCGAUCUCAUCUUAUGCUUUCAGGAGGGUAAAGAGCAGGCACUUUACUUUGAUGCCCACGUGCUUGAUACACAACGGAGAAGACAUGAUGUACGAGGUUGUCGAUGCAGGUUUUUGGUUCGUUAUGAUCACGAUCAAUCUGAGGAAAUUGUUCAGUUGAGAAAGAUUUGCCGUCGGCCUGAGACUGAUUACCGGUUGCAACAGCUUCACGCCGUAAAUGAAGCAGCAUCCAUUGAGCCCUCAAAGUCAGGCAUGGAUUCUGUACUGCUCAGUGGUCAGAGGAUAAAUUUCGAAACAUCACAAAAUCCACUUAGCAAGGAUGCAGCCUUGGUUAUACCAAAUGCAAAUCCUCAUAUAAAUGCCCAUGCCCAAACUAGUACUCAGGAAGCAAGGAAUACUGAAACUAACACUGCUCCAACCACAUUCAACUCUGCUAAUCUUGCAGGUAGCUCUGCAUUCUCGAGUGGUAUCGUGACAAACACUGUUUCUGCUGGGUCAGCUGACAAUGUGUCUGAUGGGAAGUUACUUAGUUGAUUAUGUGGGAAAAGUAAAAUUCUCCAUCAGUCUAAUUUUAACAGAACCUAUCAAUUUAAAAUUUUGCCUGACUCGUUUAUUUAGGAUGAGUAAAUACCUAGCGAAGUCUGUUCUUUUUGUCCCAUGUUUCAAAGUUAUAGGUUCUCCAUCCACUUGCUGUGAAUGCUGAAUGUUCUUGACGGAUGAAAAAUGCAGGACUCAUGCCUCGAGUGUAAUAUCAAACAGGUCAGAGGCGUCAUCUCUCCCAUUUUACCUUUCGUUUUCUCUGCUUAGCCAAACAUGGAUCUACACUUACACAAUCCACACUGAUGAUAUAGUUUACUGCUUAAUUUUCCAUA